UGUGUAAGAACGAAUUCAUCCAUAGAAGGAAAAGUCUGGACCUGUUGCCCAAAGAAUUGGAAGUCAUUUAGUUCCAGUUGCUACUUUUUUUCUACUGAUGCAAAAUCUUGGAAGGAUAGUCAGGAAAACUGCUCUUGAAUGGAGGCUCACCUGGUGGUGAUAAACAACAAGGAAGAGCAGGAUUUCCUCACUCAGAAUAUGGAUAAAGGCUCUGCUUAUUUGGUGGGGCUGUCAGAUCCAGAGGGUCAAGGACACUGGCAAUGGGUUGAUCAGACCCCACACAACCAAAGUGCCACGUGA
Molecule: messenger RNA, 300 nt
Organism: Urocitellus parryii (Arctic ground squirrel)
Lineage: Eukaryota; Metazoa; Chordata; Mammalia; Rodentia; Sciuridae
Source: RefSeq, a predicted model, not a curated record